This is a messenger RNA of Akanthomyces muscarius, 528 nucleotides long. RefSeq lists its product as uncharacterized. Gene Ontology annotation, biological process: copper ion transmembrane transport. Bases 1 to 528 code for a protein of 175 amino acids. Lineage: Eukaryota; Fungi; Ascomycota; Sordariomycetes; Hypocreales; Cordycipitaceae. The record is from RefSeq and is a predicted model, not a curated record. The transcript has 4 exons. Gene Ontology annotation, molecular function: copper ion transmembrane transporter activity. Gene Ontology annotation, cellular component: membrane.
AUGCCAGCCAUGGACCACUCGCAGAUGGACCACUCCGGCCACAUGGGCCACGGCGGCGGCGAUGGCAUGGACGACAUGUGCAGCAUGAGCAUGCUGUUUACGUGGGACACUACCAACCUCUGCAUCGUCUUCAAGCAGUGGCACAUUCGCUCUACCCCGGGUCUCAUCGUUUCUCUCAUCGCCGUGGUGCUCAUCGCCAUGGGCUACGAGGGUCUUCGCGCCACAUGUCGCAUGUAUGAAAAGUCAAUGGAGGCAAGGGUCGAUUCCGCGCCCAACGCAUCUGAAGAAGCCGUUACUGAGACCACCCCGUUUCUUCGAUCAGGACAAAAUCGCGACCAGCUCUCCCGCCGCAGCCAUCUUAUCAAAUCUCUCCUCUACGGCUUCCAAAACUUCUACGCCUUUAUGCUCAUGCUCGUGUUCAUGACUUAUAACGGCUGGGUCAUGGUGGCCGUCUCCCUAGGCGCCUUUCUCGGAUACUACGCCUUCGGAGAUCACAUUUCGGCCACAAAGGAAACUGCAUGUCAUUAA